This is a messenger RNA of Cynocephalus volans (Philippine flying lemur), 5536 nucleotides long. RefSeq names its product nuclear envelope integral membrane protein 1 (gene NEMP1). The transcript is spliced from 9 exons. Gene Ontology annotation, cellular component: nuclear envelope. The record is from RefSeq and is a predicted model, not a curated record. Bases 1 to 1335 code for a protein of 444 amino acids. NCBI's taxonomy places the organism in Eukaryota, Metazoa, Chordata, Mammalia, Dermoptera, Cynocephalidae.
AUGGCGGGAGGAAUGAAUGUGGCGGUCUCGCCGGCAGUUGGUCCCAUAUCCUGGGGCUGGGGUCCUGGGGGCAGUGGGGCAGUGCGGCUUUUCCUGGUCCUCUCCGGCUGCUUGGUCUGCGACUCAGGUGGGAUUGAUGUAAAGGUGGUCAUGCUUCAGGAAUCCCGAGUUGAUGAUAUGUGUUCCAGCCAACAAUUCUGUUAUAAAAAUAUGCUUAUCCCAAAAUGGCAUGAUGUGUGGACACGGAUACAGAUCCGGGUAAAUAGUUCCAAAUUGGUACGAGUCACCCAGGUGGAGAAUGAGGAGAAACUGAAGGAGCUAGAGCAGUUUAGUAUCUGGAACUUUUUUUCCUCCUUUUUAAAAGAGAAAUUGAAUGACACCUAUGUUAACGUGGGUCUAUACAGCACAAAAACCUGCCUCAAAGUUGAGAUUAUAGAGAAGGACACCAAGUACAGUGUCAUUGUGACCCGGAGAUUUGACCCCAAACUCUUCCUUGUUUUCUUCCUUGGACUUAUGCUCUUUUUUUGUGGAGACUUGCUGAGCAGAAGUCAAAUUUUCUACUAUACCACUGGGAUGAGUGUGGGAAUUGUGGCCUCUCUACUAAUCAUCAUUUUCAUGCUCUCCAAGUUUAUGCCCAAGAAAAGUCCCAUUUACAUCAUCCUGGUGGGAGGCUGGUCCUUUUCUCUGUACCUCAUUCAACUAGUUUUUAAAAAUUUACAAGAGAUCUGGAGGUGUUACUGGCAGUAUCUUUUAAGUUACAUCCUCACAGUUGGAUUCCUGAGUUUUGCAGUGUGUUACAAGUAUGGGCCCUUGGAGAAUGAACGAAGUAUCAACCUGCUGACCUGGACCUUGCAGCUGGUGGGCCUGUGUUUCAUGUAUUCUAGCAUCCAGAUACCACACAUUGCCCUUGCCAUUAUCAUCAUUGCUCUGUGUACCAAGAACCUGGAGUACCCUAUUAAGUGGCUGUACAUCACCUACAGAAAGAUGUGUAAGGCAACAGAAAAGCCUGUCCCCCCUCGUCUCCUGACAGAAGAAGAGUAUCGGAUACAAGGAGAGGUAGAGACCCGAAAGGCUUUAGAGGAGCUUCGAGAAUUUUGUAACAGUCCAGACUGCUCUGCUUGGAAGACUGUUUCUCGAAUCCAGUCCCCAAAAAGAUUUGCUGACUUUGUGGAAGGCUCCUCCCACCUCACGCCAAAUGAAGUUUCUGUUCAUGAGCAGGAGUAUGGAUUAGGGAGCCUUAUUGCCCAGGAUGAAAUCUUUGAAGAAGCAUCCUCUGAGGAGGAGGACUCAGAUUCUCGGUGUCUUGCUGUCAUACAAAACAACUUCCUGGCUUAGGUGUCAGUCAGUUAUCUUUAUGUGGACUGGCUUGGUGCCUUGGUGGUCCAUGUUGCAUGUGUUGUGCAAUUGCUUUCAACCCUUUGAAACAGGGUGAGAUGGUGCAGAAAUUCUCACAUUGAAACGAGAGGCCUGAGUAGACCUCCCCCUGGAAAUGGUCUUGGUGGUCUCUGUGAGAUCCCUGAGGAAGCAGAGUGGAUAAAGCAGUGAAUAUUAUGGUAGUUUGCUUAUCAUUGGUAAAGCUAUCAGUCCAAUUUUAUGUUCCCAAAGAAAAUGGUUGGCCACAGCUAGCUAGCAUGGCAUUCUAACUUCUCUUUGAAAGUUGAUUCAAUCUUGACAUUUUUGUCACUGUGGCUGGCCCUUCAAAGUGAGAAUGGUUUUAUAAGUACAGUAAUGCUUUUCAAACUAUAGGCUGCAACUUCCAGAGGGAAAUUCACAAGUCUGAGCCUCUUUCAGUUCAGCAUUUAUUUCAGUGACUAGAAUAAUCCUUGAUUUAACUGUUUUGAGAGAAAAAUGAAUUUUUAUUUGUUUUAAAUGUUUUUAAAUGAAUGUCUUUUUGAAAAUGUAGCAAAUUUCUGUUAUAGACCAGCAAGUACUCCAGAGUGACAAGCCCUGUAGGCCCUAUGUGUUUAUUAGUAUGGCUUAUUCAUUAAAUCCCCAGGAGCUGUAGUGUUGAGCUUUGAAUUAGUUUUCACGCAUAACAUUAUGAGUCCUUCUUGCUUUUAGGAACAUGCCUUUAGGCUCUUCUGUAGGUAAAGUCUCUUGGGCUUUAUAUUAUAUUCAACUUUCAAUUCCAUCUUAAAAAUACGUUUGCAUUCCUCCCUUUCCAUUCCUCCCUGUCCCUCGCCCUGACCUCUUGUCCUUUCAGGAAGGGUAUAUCCCUCACCUGUGAAGUAUAUACAAUUCAGAGUUUGUUUCAUUUCUUAUACCCAUUUCCUCUUGGUUUAUAGUGUUAUUCCUUCUAGCUAGGAGAAGUGAUUUUGUUUAGGGGAUUUAAAUGCUUUUUACAGGUUCUCCGUUUUUCCUGUCAUUGGAGUCACAUAUCUGAGUUGCUGUGGAGUCAAGAAACUAUCUCCUUUUUUUCCCUUCCUUUGUCUAUCCAUUCUACCCAUUCAUUUCAGCCUUUUUUUACUACCUAUAUUCCCCCAAAUCUGGCUAAUUUGUAAGCCCUGAAACUGUGACAUUUCUUGUAAUACAAUUUGCAGCUUUGUAGCUAUGACAGUUUUCAUUGGCAGGAAGUAGACCUCCAGGUUAUCUUUAUUCCUCUGGAUGCUUUUUCAGCCAUCAGGAUCAGACAUGUUUUUCCAUGAACAUUAUAUUUAUUUGCAGUACCAUUUCUGACCAGAGAUUCAUGCUGCCUUUUAUUAGACUGGCAUUAGUUUCAGAUUCUUUUGCCAUUGUAAAGUACCCUUAUAAACCAGCAAUGAAAUUUAUGAGGGAUCAAAUUCCCAAGUAUCGGUCACAUGCUUGGUUCUUUCUUUGUGAUUGUCACCCUCGAACCUUGGAAAAAGUUGUAAUUACUUUAGCCAGGAAGAUAGACACUCAUGGCAACAGCACAGCAUCAUACGUACUGGCUUACUGUGGUCAUGGAGAACGCAGAUGAUUGUUUUUAAAACUGUAAUGACUACUUCAGACCAGCCAUUUAGCAGAUAAUUUUGAAAGGCCUGGGUUCCGUUGCUGACUUCCAAAAUGUCAGCUCUGAGACUCCCUUCCAGGUGGCCAGUUGAUUAUAUCCACCAGUGUUUCCCAUAGGCUUAAACUGUCCUAAAGUGACAACUACCUCAAUUGGUAGCAAAGAGACAUCUAGAAGAAAGUGAAAAAUGAGCAGUAUUUGGGCAAAUGCUAUAGGUUAAAGUUGCAGAGUCAAAGAAACUUUAUGUUGGGAAACAUUUAUGCCUUUGUGAAUUAUGUACAUUGUGAAAUUUUAUCCCGUUGCAAAGAACUAUUAAAACCUCUGAAAUAUACUAUUUUUUAAACCUUAUUUGUAGAAAUUGAGACCUAGUAUAUUUGAGCAUAAGUUGAUUUGAAAAAACAAUUCAACUCUAUGAGUGGUCUCAGGAUUCUCUGGAGACUUUGGAUAUCUUCCCCAAAAUAGUUACUUAGGGAGGUGGUAGCUUGCCUCCAGGGUAACUUUUCCUGACUCAUAUUUAUUUUAGUGAGAAAGCAUUGUGAAGCAGGGAAAGAUUCUCCUCCUUUUCUGUUUAGUAAACUCCUUGUGAAAUACAGUUUCCAUCUCAAGACCAGUUUUUUUCACUGUUUCAAUUUGGGGUGAAUAAAAUCAAACUCAGUUUAUUACUCCCUGUCUGGUAGUGGGAGACCUGAGCUGUAGUCAGCGGAGAUGACAAUUGGUCCUGCAGCAAGAGAGUUGCUCUCAGACGGUGAAGGACGGUGCCUCUUUGGUAUGCUGUGUGUCCUUGCCCUGCCUGCCUGUGUGCCUGGAGAUUGCUUGACUCUGUAAACCUUUAGGAGCUGCUCUUGUCUCCCUCUUGGCCACUCAGUCUGCUGGCUAAGUCACUACUUGAAGCCCCCAUUUAAUUUUCUCUGGCAGUUAUAGCUCUUGCAAUUUCAGCACAGUCUCAUCUCUCAGACCAAUCACAUCAAGGAUUGAAGGGAUAACAGUGGAGUGAGCUGGACAUUGGAGCCAUGUCUGCUGCCACAUCAGCAUCUUGCUCAGCAAAUACCAAGCCGUAAAUUGGCUCCAAGGCUCAGGGUCUUAUCAGCUUUGGAAAUCUGUCUCCUAAUCAGUCUGACCAAGUUGUGCAGAGCAUAACUCCCAUUAAUAGGAAUACAAGAGGCAACUGGCCUAAAACAUUUUCCUUUCACUUUCCCACUCAGAUUAUUUUCACAAGACCAACAACACAAUGACCAAAAAAACAAGGAAAAUUUAGCAACUUCGAUAUCUUUUAAUAAGAAAUUCUUCUCACUCACUGCUUCCCACCAAAACUAGUUUAUUUCUUCCCCCAAAUUCAUAAUUUUUAUGUCUGUUACAAAGGGAACUUUGCUGAUGAUAGCUCUUUGGGGCCCACUGUUCUAUUUGUGCUAAUGUAUCUCAUUCUAGGGCCAGCUCUUUCUUGGUUAACUGUAUUUCCUUUAACCCAGCCCCCACUUGGCAUGUAUGAUAGAGGUUUGAGGAAUGAAAGGACUCAAAUAGGCCAGGUAGUCUCCCCAGGCCCUGAUAUCCAUAAAAGGCUUGGGAAUGGAUUAUGUAAUUGCCUCAGUCUUUUUGUUGUUCCAGUAGAAAAGAUGGAUGCCUGUGUAAAAAUGGUUCCUAGCUGUGUACUCAUAACUUUUCUCUGAAUUGAGUAAUGAAAGUUGAAGUAGGAGGAAAGGAAAUUAAAUGUCCUUCUAGUAUUCCUUUGGACUCAGGUCUGACAUAUGAGAUAAUAACCUGUAUUGAAAUGCCAAGAAUUUUAUCUGAACGGAGGAGAGGAUAGUUUGACAGAUUUACUGUGCCUUCAUGUUAUAUAGGCACUGAAACCAAGUAAUAAACAUAUGAAAUAGACAUUGCACAAGGCACAUGGACCUAAACCUUUUGCUUCUGUUUCCAUGUAGCAGAAAUUUAUUAUUUUUUUAGGGGAACCUAGGCAAUUGUGGUGACCCAGCGGUGUCCCUUGAUGUCUUAGCUUAUCAAUUCAGAUUGCUAUUAAGUUAGAUUCUAGAUGGUUACUCCCUUGAAAAGGGUGUUUGGUGCCUUAGGUGACAGGUGACAGAGCCUGCUGGGAAUAAUCAAAGCAGAUUCAGGCCAACGUCAAAUUGCAGCUUCAGUGGGGAUGGGAGUGGUCACACACCCACCCAUGUGUGUUGUCUUCCUCUUUCACACUUGAUGAUAACAUGAAAAUGGUGAAAUCACUUGCUCUGAACAUGUCUAAUCAUGAGCAGCAUUUUUAUCUUAAUAGAUAGCUCAUAAUGUGAAUAUUAGAAACUGUUACAGCGUGCAGUUGCCACAGUUUUCCAUGUUUGUGGAAUCGAUGUUGAAAUAGCAGGGCUAAGGAAUUACUGAGUAAGUUUUAGCCUGUGGGUUAUGCCUUAGUAUUAUUUACGUAAAAGAUCUGUCAUUUCUAUUUAAAAUAAAUGUUCGUGAAUGUUUGAAAGGGACAAAAUUAUCAGGGAUGGCUCUUAGCCCCGGGUCUCAUUUUCACCCUCUUUUCUGUAAGAAAAAAUGUCAUGUAUUUUUUUCAUUUUUAUUGUAUGGUUUAUAAGU